AAACACUACACACUCUUUUUACCUUGUCAUAAAAAUUCAUCAAACAAUCUGCAUCUUGCUUUUAAUAUACAUUGCUCCUGUUCCACCUAGUCCUAGUUACAAAUUAUUCAUAUCCACACAAUUCUCUUUGCACUUUGCAUUUCUUUAUUCUUUUCUCUCUCCACCGUAGACCCACCUUUUUCCGUCGGAAAACCGGCCGGAAACUCCCCUCCUCACCUUUCUCAAUGAAACCCUACUAAUAUUAAUUUUUAAUAGGGUUUUAUUUUUGUUUUUGAUUUUUUUUUUCUCUUUGUUUUAUAUAAAAUGGAAGAUUAUAGUAAUCAUUUAGAAGAAAAUAACAGCAAGAAUAGUAGUGGUCAUAAUAAUAAUAGAAGUAGUAGUUUUUUGUACGGAAGCAAUAGCUCUCAUCCGGGGAUGAGCCGAGGGUUUCAUAAUCUGCCACUGGCAUCAAACGACGUCGGUGAGUCGAAUAGGUUUCAUAAUCCGGUUGUUAAAAUGGAAGCUGGGAGUAAUAAUUCUGCGAGGCACAAGUUUCGUUACAACAACUAUUAUCAGGAUAAUAUUGAUCAUCAAAGCUCGAAUGAAGCUGUGGCGGCUGAGGCUAUUAAAGCCAAGAUCAUAGCUCAUCCUCAGUACUCUAGCCUUCUCCAAGCUUACAUGGAUUGCCAAAAGGUCGGAGCACCCGCAGAAGUGGUAGCUCGGCUCGGUGCGAUUCGGCAUGAGUUCGAGGUGGGGCAGCAGCAAGCUUCAGCGAGUUGUGGAGAAACUUGCAAGGAUCCAGAACUUGAUCAAUUUAUGGAGGCUUAUUACCACAUGCUUGUCAAGUACCGCGAGGAGAUAAGCAGGCCAUUACAAGAAGCUACGGACUUCAUGCAAAGGAUAGAGACUCAGCUCAAUAUGCUCACCACCGCUCCCCGCCAGAUCCUCAACUCCGAUGAGAAAUGUGAGGGAAUCGGUUCAUCUGAAGAGGAUCAAGACAAUAGUGGUGGUGAGACAGAUCUUCCUGAAAUUGAUCCACGUGCUGAAGAUAGGGAGCUGAAGAAUCACCUAUUGAGGAAAUAUAGUGGUUACCUUAGUAGUCUCAAGCAAGAACUGUCCAAGAAAAAAAAGAAAGGAAAGCUGCCAAAAGAUGCUCGCCAGAAGUUACUUAGUUGGUGGGACUUGCACUACAAAUGGCCAUAUCCUUCUGAAACGGAGAAAGUGGCAUUAGCAGAAUCGACGGGCUUGGACCAGAAGCAGAUCAAUAAUUGGUUCAUCAACCAGAGAAAACGACACUGGAAACCUUCGGAAGAUAUGCAAUUUAUGGUGAUGGAUGGAAUUCAUUCACAAAAUGCAGCUCUAUACAUGGAAGGGCACUAUGUUGGUGAAGGUCCUUAUCGAUUGGGACCAUGAACAAUUAAGAAGCCGGCUCCAGUCCUCUGGACAACAAUGAUUUUUAGUUGUGCCAUGUACCUAUUUAUACAUAUUGUGUUUAUAGAUACCGUACCAUCGUGAGACUGCUAUAUAUUUAUUUGGUUACAUGAGAAGCGUCUAUUUCAAAAUGAAACUUAGUUUGUGCCAUUGUCUUUUGAAGAACUUGCAGUGGAUUUAGGCCUGUGUAUAUUACCUGUACUGCUGGCUGCUUUGGAAGGAACUACUGGUCUCCAGCACUGUGUAUUUGUUCAAGGCUUCAAGCCAAUUGUAAGUUUUAACGAUAAGCUAAGUAAAUUAUAAAACCGAGUGUUUAUCUA
Molecule: messenger RNA, 1730 nt
Organism: Daucus carota subsp. sativus
Lineage: Eukaryota; Viridiplantae; Streptophyta; Magnoliopsida; Apiales; Apiaceae
Product: homeotic protein knotted-1
Exons: 5
Coding region: 304-1392 (362 amino acids)
Biological process (GO): regulation of transcription by RNA polymerase II
Cellular component (GO): nucleus
Molecular function (GO): DNA-binding transcription factor activity, RNA polymerase II-specific; RNA polymerase II cis-regulatory region sequence-specific DNA binding
Source: RefSeq, a predicted model, not a curated record